This is a messenger RNA of Gambusia affinis (western mosquitofish), 1259 nucleotides long. RefSeq names its product TruB pseudouridine (psi) synthase family member 2 (gene trub2). The record is from RefSeq and is a predicted model, not a curated record. Gene Ontology annotation, molecular function: RNA binding; pseudouridine synthase activity. NCBI's taxonomy places the organism in Eukaryota, Metazoa, Chordata, Actinopteri, Cyprinodontiformes, Poeciliidae. The transcript has 8 exons. Gene Ontology annotation, biological process: pseudouridine synthesis; RNA processing. Bases 163 to 1170 code for a protein of 335 amino acids.
UGCAGCAAGCGACCGAGACGUUAAACCAGCUUUGUGUACGCAUGCGCAAAGGUUCACGUGUGAGGACGGCUUACCUUGAGGACAACAAACAUCUGAUUGCUAAAAAUGAUUAAAUAAUGUGAUUUAUUUUAGGUGAAAUUGAGGUGAAUCCGCGCUGUCACCAUGCGGAGUCCAGCUAUGCGAAUGUUCCACAGGCUGGAGGGUCUGUUCUGCGUCUACAAACCCGCUGGAGUACACUGGAAGCUGCUAAGGGACACCAUCGAGACUAAUCUUCUGAAAGGUGUGAACGAUACACCUGCUCCGCCUCUUACUCAUGAAGUUCGCUUCUUACCAAACCCAAAUAACCAACUUAAAGCUUCUGGAGGACUCAUGCUGAGGCCAGUCUCUGUUCCCGUCCUGUCCAAGCACCCUCUGGUGACUGGACCUGAAUUCCAGCAUCUCAAAGUUGGAGUGGGUCACCGCCUGGAUACUUCAUCUUCUGGUGUUCUUGUUCUGGCCGUGGGGAACGGGAACAAGAUCCUAACCGAUCUCUACGGGAUACGAACCACAAGGGAUUACACACUGGAAGGUGAAUUUGGGAUGGCAACACAUGAUUUUACUCACACGGGUCGAGUUGUGGAAAGAUCCACAUAUGGUCACAUCACUCAGGAGAAGAUGGAGAGAGUGCUAGCCAUGAUGGAGGGAGCCAAUCAAAAAGCCCUGAGAAUGUAUUCCAGUGUAGACAUGAACUCACAGGAAGCCUAUGAGCUGGCUGUAAAAGGCUUAUUGGGUCCAGACGGGAAAUCGGCUCCUAUUUUGACAGGCUUACGAUGCAUUCGCUUCCAGCCGCCACACUUCACCUUAGAGGUGCAGUGCCUAAAUGAGACUCAGAAAUAUUUGCGCAAAGUUGUGCACGAGAUUGGACUGGAGCUGCGCAGCACGGCGGUGUGUAAGGGAGUGAGGCGGACCAGAGACGGCUUCUUCACCCUGCAGGACGCUCUCACGCGUAACCACUGGUCGGCUGCUGACAUCCUACAGGCUGUUCAGAAAUACAGCUCAAAAAAGAACAAGAAGAGCUCCAGGACUCUAACUGAGAAAGAAAUGUUACAGACAUCUGAGGAAACACUUACAGUCUCUCAUGAAAACAAAGCUGAUGAGGAAGAAACAACAACUGAGGUGCAAUGUAAUUGAACUGAUGGGUGAUUAAAGAAAUAAAAGUGAACUAAAAUACUGACAUUUCACAGCUCAGUUAAUAAAGAAAUUCUACUAAAAAGGUCAAA